This is a messenger RNA of Leucoraja erinaceus (little skate), 2186 nucleotides long. RefSeq lists its product as uncharacterized. The record is from RefSeq and is a predicted model, not a curated record. Lineage: Eukaryota; Metazoa; Chordata; Chondrichthyes; Rajiformes; Rajidae. The coding region runs from base 182 to 994 and encodes 270 amino acids. The transcript has 2 exons.
GUUAGGGGCGACUCUGUGGACGCGGUCGGGAGACCCGGGUGGUAGUUUGCCUCCCUGGUGCCAGGGUCUGGGAUGUGUCUGAACGUGUCCAAGAUAUCCUGAAAUGGGAGGGAGAGGAGCCCGAGGUCGUGGUACAUAUAGGUACCAAUGACAUAGGUAUUUGGGCAAGAGUGACCAUAAUAUGGUUGAGUUCUUCAUUAGGAUGGAGAGUGACAGUGUUCAUUCAGAAACAAGGGUCCUGAACUUAAAGAAAGGUAACUUUGAGGGUAUGAGACGUGAAUUGCCCAACAUUGACUGCCAAUUGAUUCUUAAAGGGUUGACGGUGGAUAUGCAAUGGAAUGCAUUUAAAGACUGCAUGGAUGAACUAAAACAAUUGUUCAUCCCAGUUUGGCAAAAGAAUAAAUCAGGGAAGGUAGUGCAUCCGUGGAUAACAAGGGAAAUCAGGAAUAGUAUCAAAACAAAAGAUGAAGCAUACAAAUUAGCCAGAAAAAGCAGCCUACCAGAGGACUGGGAGAAAUUGAGAGUCCAGCAGAGGAGGACAAAGGGCUUAAUUAGGAAAGGGAAAAUAGAUUAUGAAAGAAAACUGGCAGGGAACAUAAAAACUAACUGCAAAGGUUUUUACAGAUACGUGAAGAGAAAGAGAUUAGUUAAAACAAAUGUAGGUCCCUUGCAGUCAGAAACAGGUGAAUUGAUCAUGGGGAACAAGGACAUGGCAGACCAAUUGAAUAACUACUUUGGUUCUGUCUUCACUAAGGAAGACAUAAAUAAUCUGCUGGAAAUAGCAGGGGACCGGGGGUCAAAUGAGAUGGAGGAACUGAGUGAAAUCCAGGUUAGCCGGGAAGUGGUGUUAGGUAAAUUGAAUGGAUUAAAGGCCGAUAAAUCCCCAGGGCUGGAUAGGCUGCAUCCCAGAGAACUUAAGGAAGCAGCCCCAGAAAUAGUGGAUGCAUUAGUGAUAAUUUUUCCAAAACUCUUUAGAUUCUGGAAUAGUUCCUGAGGUUUGGAGGGUAGCUAAAGUAACCCCACUUUUUAAAAAGGGAGGGAGAGAGAAAACGGGGAAUUACAUACCAGUUAGUCUAACGUCGGUAGUGGGGAAACUGCUAGAGUCAGUUAUUAAAGAUGGGAUAGCAGCAUAUUUGGAAAGUGGUGAAAUCAUUGGACAAAGUCAGCAUAGAUUUACGAAAGGUAAAUCAUGUCUGAUGAAUCUCAUGGAAUUUUUUGAGGAUGUAACUACUACAGUGGAUAAGGGAGAACCAGUGGAUGUGUUAUAUCUGGACUUUCAGAAGGCUUUCAACAAGGUCCCACAUAAGAGAUUAGUAUACAAACUUAAAGCACACGGUAUUGGGGGUUCAGUAUUGAUGUGGAUAGAGAACUGGCUGGCAGACAGGAAGCAAAGAGUAGGAGUAAAUGGGUCCUUUUCACAAUGGUAGGCAGUGACUAGUGGGGUACCGCAAGGCUCAGUGCUGGGACCCCAGCUAUUUACAAUAUAUAUUAAUGAUUUGGACGAGGGAAUUGAAUGCAACAUUUCCAAGUUUGCGGAUGACACAAAGCUGGGGGGCAGUGUUAGCUGUGAGGAGGAUGCUAGGAGGCUGCAUGGUGACUUGGAUAGGCUGGGUGAGUGGGCAAAUGCAUGGCAGAUGCAGUAUAAUGUGGAUAAAUGUGAGGUUAUCCACUUUGGUGGCAAAAACAGGAAAGUAGACUAUUAUCUAAAUGGUGGCCGAUUAGGAAAAGGGGAGAUGCAACGCGACCUGGGUGUCAUGGUACACCAGUCAUUGAAAGUAGGCAUGCAGGUGCAGCAGGCAGUGAAGAAAGCGAAUGGUAUGUUGGCAUUCAUAGCAAAAGGAUUUGAGUAUAGGAGCAGGGAGAUUUUACUGCAGUUGUACAGGGUCUUGGUGAGACCACACCUGGGGUAUUGCGUACAGUUUUGUCCUCCAAAUCUGAGGAAAGACAUUCUUGCCAUAGAGGAAGUACAGAGAAGGUUGACCAGACUGAUUCCUGGGAUGUCAGGACUUUCAGAUGAAGAAAGACUGGAUAGACCCGGCUUGUACUCGCUAGAAUUUAGAAGCUUGAGGGGGGAUCUUAUAGAAACUUACAAAAUUCUUAAGGGGUUGGACAGGCUAGAUGCAUGAAGAUUGUUCCCGGUGUUGAGGAAGUCCAGAACAAGGGGUCACAGUUUAAGGAUAAAGAGG